AUGGCACAAUUGGAACAGAAUCAGGCCGCAUUGAGAGAGGAUGUGACCCACAUGAAGGCUCAAAUGGGCCAGCUUAUGGAUGUUUUGCAGAAUCUGGCUAGAGGUCAGGAGGAAAUCCACCAAGAGAAUCAGAGAGCUACUGUUGCCACCUACCCAAUUCUGACUGUACCAACAAGUCUAGUGGGAGGAACUGGUCCUGUCGACGGUGGUUCCGAUCAUCAGAAUGCCGCUCAGACCUUCCACAUUCCUAUUCAAGGAGCCCCGCAGAUCGAAAUGGAUGAACACCCUGAAUCCUUCUAUGACGCCCAUGGACCUUCACCAGCUGAGGUGGAGAAGAAGUUUCGUGUCUUGGAGGAGAAAAUGAAAGCUAUGGAAGGGUUUGGUACCUUCGGUUUGGAAGUUGCUGACAUGUGCUUGGUGCCUAGAGUGAAAAUUCCAGCUAAGUCCAAGGUCCCAGUUUUCGAGAAGUACAAAGAGGAUAGCUUCCCGCUGACGCAUGUUAGAUCUUAUUGCAGGAAGAUGGCAGCAUAUUCCGAUGAUGAAAAGUUGUUGAUACAUUUCUUCCAAUAUAUCCUUAGUGGGGCAUCUCUGGAAUGGUACAUGCAACUUCAGUGCACUCAUGUUUGA
Messenger RNA from Lathyrus oleraceus (garden pea), 627 nucleotides. RefSeq lists its product as uncharacterized. Lineage: Eukaryota; Viridiplantae; Streptophyta; Magnoliopsida; Fabales; Fabaceae. The transcript has a single exon. The record is from RefSeq and is a predicted model, not a curated record. Bases 1 to 627 code for a protein of 208 amino acids.